Eruca vesicaria subsp. sativa (arugula) is the source of this 387-nucleotide messenger RNA. NCBI's taxonomy places the organism in Eukaryota, Viridiplantae, Streptophyta, Magnoliopsida, Brassicales, Brassicaceae. The record is from the annotation of a GenBank genome assembly.
AUGGGUGAAGGUAGCAAUUCUAGAGCCUGGCCAAAGAGAAUCAGAAAAAUUGAAGUCAUUAGCUUUGAGCAAAGCUUUGUGCAAUUGUCUAGUGAGGGGAAAAAGACAUACCUAGUUGUAGAAAAAGUACUUAAAAGGCCUUUUAAUACAUUUGAUGGUGCUUACUCAGUUGUGUUUGAUAACACAUGUCCUCGAUACAAGUGGGUUCGCAAUGGCUGGCUCGUUGAGGAGCGUCGCAUCAUGCUGAGUGGCCGUCUAUACCGGUACUAUUACGAUCCAAAGGGGAAAGUGUACAAAACCAAGUACCAAGUGGAGCAGAUUUUCGCUGACAUUGACAAGUACCUGGCUAAAAGAGCCCAGAGGUCAUCAUCUUCGAAGACUAAUUAA